GGCCACGGACUAAACACAGGAAGAGAGGAAGAUGACAAUGGCUCUCAGGGUGACAACAGAUGUGUGGCUGGCAAGACCCUGGCAGUGCCUGCACAGGACAAGGGCACUGGGCACCACGGCAACACUGGCCCCAAAGACCCUGCAGCCCUUUGAAGCCAUACCACAGUACUCCAGGAACAAGUGGCUGAAGAUGAUACAGAUCCUGAGGGAGCAGGGCCAAGAAAACCUACACCUGGAGAUGCAUCAGGUCUUCCGGGAGCUGGGGCCCAUUUUCAGGCACAGUGUAGGGAAAACACAGAUUGUGUUUGUGACGUUGCCGGAGGAUGUUGAGAAGCUGUACCAGGUAGAGAGUACGCACCCUUGCCGCAUGCCCUUGGAAUCCUGGAUAGUCCAUAGAGAACUCCGUGGCCUGGGACGUGGUGUGUUCUUGCUAAAUGGGCCAGAAUGGUACUUCAACCGACUGCAGCUGAACCCAAAUGUUCUGUCACCAAAAGCCGUUCAAAAAUUUGUCCCCUUGGUGGAUGGGAUAGCAAGGGACUUUGUGGAUAACCUGAAGAAGAAAAUGCUGGAAAGUGUCCAUGGUAGCUUCUCUAUGGACUUUCAGUCCAGUGUGUUCAACUAUACCAUAGAAGCUAGCCACUUUGUUCUUUUUGGGGAGCGGCUGGGCCUCAUUGGCCGUGAUCUGAGCCCUGACAGCCUGAAGUUCCUCCACACCCUGCACUCCAUGUUCAAAACCACCACACAGCUCUUGUACUUGCCCAGGAGCCUGACCCGAUGGACAAGCACCAGGGUGUGGAAAGAAAACUUAGAGUCCUGGGAUUUCAUCUCUGAAUAUGUCACCAAAUGUAUCAAGAAUGUGUAUCGAGAGCUGGCAGAGGGUCGUCCACAGUCCUGGAGUGUCACAGCAGAGCUGGUAGCUGAGAGAACUCUGUCAAUGGAUGCCAUCCAGGCUAACUCAAUGGAACUCAUUGCUGGAAGCACUGACACGACAUCAACCCCCUUGGUAAUGACUUUCUUUGAGCUGGCUCGGAACCCAGAUGUUCAGCAGGCCCUGAGGCAGGAGAGCCUGGCAGCUGAGGCCAGCAUCGCUGCAAAUCCUCAGAAGGCCAUGUCAGACCUGCCCUUGCUGAGGGCUGCCCUUAAAGAGACCUUGAGGCUCUAUCCUGUUGGUACUUUUCUGGAGAGAAUUCUAAGCUCAGACUUGGUGCUUCAGAACUACCAUGUCCCUGCUGGGACAGUCCUCAAUGUGAAUCUGUAUUCCAUGGGCCGGAACCCUGCAGUGUUCCCAAGGCCUGAACGCUAUAUGCCUCAGCGCUGGCUGGAGAGGAAAAGGAGUUUCAAGCACCUGGCCUUUGGCUUUGGGGUGCGCCAGUGCCUGGGGAGGCGCCUGGCAGAGGCAGAGAUGAUGCUCCUGCUUCACCAUGUGCUGAAAUCCUUCCACGUGGAGACACAAGAGAAAGAGGAUGUGCGGAUGGCCUACCGCUUCGUUUUGAUGCCCAGCUCCAGUCCUCUCCUCACUUUCAGGCCUGUCAACUAGUCACACAGCCUUUUUCUUUUGGUGUCCCAAGAUGUCAAUAGCUUCCUGUUCUGAUGACACAUUGCCCUCUCUUCUCUUCCUUAGAGUGCUAUGCCUGUGGCCAUGCUCAGCCUCUUGUCUAGUAUCUGACAGAUUGUGAUUCGGGGUCAGAGAAUGGCUCUGGAGAAUUGCUGUCCCCUAACUGUCACCUCCCAGUCUCCUCCCGUGGUCAUCCAAGUGAGCCCAUCUUCUGACUUUCUGUCUGGUUCCCAUCAUCCUUGUCACACUCUUUCUGUCCCUUCUAAAAUAUCUUUGUUUGAAUGUUGUACAAGGGGAACCCACCAUCAGUAAGGACAUCUCAUGUCAGCAGUGAAAGCCUAUGACCACUCAUGACACAUUGUCAUGCGUGAGGGAAGACAGAACUAAUGUGUAUGUUGCACACCUCAGAUGCCAUGUGGUCCAGCUUAGACCUCACACACACAGUAAAUGCUCAGUGAUCAUUCUCCAGUCCAGACUAUGUGCCGAUCCAGGGGAUGCUGUGAAGAGCUAAGGGGCUCAGGUGUGGCAGGACAAGCUGUAGACUUGUGGUAACAUAUGGGUCAGAAAUUGUUUAGUGCGUUUCAUAAUGGUUUCUGUCCACAUCUUCUCUGGUCAACAGAUGAACACAUAUCAUAAGUCAGAUUCACUUGGGGGCAUUUGGAAAAUCACUGUGCAAUGCUUUUCAGUUCUCAUGUUUUGGACUACAUGUACUACUGGCCAAAUCACAGUGUACCAUACAGGGAGGGCAUGUCCCUUGGGUUACAGUCAUCCCUAGGCACACUCUGUUUGCCUCAUUGUUUCUUACCUACCCUAAUAAAAUAUAAACUGCAUCUCUUACAUACA
Messenger RNA from Mus musculus (house mouse), 2398 nucleotides. RefSeq names its product cytochrome P450, family 11, subfamily b, polypeptide 1 (gene Cyp11b1). The record is from RefSeq and is marked validated. The transcript is spliced from 9 exons. Gene Ontology annotation, molecular function: heme binding; steroid 11-beta-monooxygenase activity; oxidoreductase activity, acting on paired donors, with incorporation or reduction of molecular oxygen. Bases 32 to 1537 code for a protein of 501 amino acids. Gene Ontology annotation, biological process: aldosterone biosynthetic process. Lineage: Eukaryota; Metazoa; Chordata; Mammalia; Rodentia; Muridae. Gene Ontology annotation, cellular component: mitochondrial membrane; mitochondrion.